Messenger RNA from Humulus lupulus (European hop), 563 nucleotides. Its product is annotated as E3 ubiquitin-protein ligase BRE1-like 1. Bases 101 to 424 code for a protein of 107 amino acids. NCBI's taxonomy places the organism in Eukaryota, Viridiplantae, Streptophyta, Magnoliopsida, Rosales, Cannabaceae. The record is from RefSeq and is a predicted model, not a curated record. The transcript is spliced from 3 exons.
CAGAUUUUUUUUUUUGCAUGUUUGACAAUAGCUUGCUCGUGACUUGGAAUCAUGUUCGAUUCAUACAAGAGAAACAAGCUGCAAGCAAGAUGUUGAUUACAUGUCUAUUGUCGAGGAUGAAUCUGAAUCUACUUUUCAUGAGGCUUUUCUUAGUCGUCUUAUGGAAACUGGUGCAACAGAAAGUUCAUCUUUAUGUGACCUUCCUAAACAGAUGGAAGGUGAUCAACAGAGAGCCUCUGAACAGACUAAGAACAUCUUAAGUAAUUUAGUUGCUGAUGUUGACAAUUUGUGGUAUCUAAAAGAUGGAAUACAUACUGUAGUCUUGAAAAAACUUUCAGAAAAUGGAUCUUGCAGGCAAAGGACACCAAGUGAAUUAGAUAGAGAGGUUAAGAACUUGAGGGUGGCAUUUACUGACCUGUUUUAGAAGCAUAACACUUUCAAAGAAACUGCAAAGCCAUCGAGAUAUUGAUGCAAAGAAUAAAGUCGAGCUUAGAAUAUUAAGAGGUAACUCCACUCUUUUUUUUGGUAUAAUCAAUAAAUAAUGAUACACAUUCCAUACAAAU